AAGAACGAUACUGAAUUACAUACUUUCGAAUGUCAUACAAAUAGGAUUGAACAUGUUCGAAGUGUCGACGCUUGGCCAACCAUUUGAAGUAUUAAAAACUCACCUGGCAGCAAAUCGCAGCGACAGCAUCAUAGAUGCUUUUAAAAAAACGUAUAAACGAGGUGGAAUGCUGGGUUUUUAUCAGGGAUUAAUACCAUGGGCAUGGAUUGAGGCUAGCACAAAGUACUCAUAUUUACCGCAAGUGAGGUUGAAUAUAGGGCAAGAGUCGCAGGCUGGUAUUGUUGGCGGCAUGGCCGGAGGUUUGUCACAAGCAUAUACUACCAUGGGCUUUUGCACCUUUAUGAAAACUGUGGAGGUCACGCGUCACAAAGCUGGGAAAGACAUCUCAACUAUUAAAGUCGCCGCUGAUAUCUGGAAAAGGGAGGGCAUUCGAGGUAUCAAUAAGGGUGUCAAUGCCGUGGCAGUACGGCAGUGCACCAAUUGGGCUAGCAGGUUUGGCUUGACAAGAGCCGGCGAGAUGCUUAUUAGAAGAAUUCGGGACGGUGAGAUACCGGACUAUAGUAAACCAUUGUCCCCGAUACAAAAGAUUAUAGCUAGUGCCAUUGGUGGUGGAUUAUCUUGUUGGAAUCAGCCUAUUGAAGUUAUUCGUGUUGAAAUGCAGUCGCAGAACAAUGGUAUCAAAGGAUUCUAUCGUGGAGUUACUCCCAGAAUUGGUCUUGGAGUUUGGCAAACUGUUUGCAUGGUAUUUGGUGGUGAUGCUGUUAAGGCUAAACUGGCCGCACGACAGCAAGCCAAAAUUUGA
Molecule: messenger RNA, 802 nt
Organism: Acaulospora colombiana
Lineage: Eukaryota; Fungi; Glomeromycota; Glomeromycetes; Diversisporales; Acaulosporaceae
Source: the annotation of a GenBank genome assembly